Molecule: messenger RNA, 1743 nt
Organism: Cydia pomonella (codling moth)
Lineage: Eukaryota; Metazoa; Arthropoda; Insecta; Lepidoptera; Tortricidae
Product: N(4)-(Beta-N-acetylglucosaminyl)-L-asparaginase-like
Exons: 6
Coding region: 88-1104 (338 amino acids)
Biological process (GO): protein deglycosylation
Cellular component (GO): lysosome
Molecular function (GO): N4-(beta-N-acetylglucosaminyl)-L-asparaginase activity
Source: RefSeq, a predicted model, not a curated record
AAAAUUGAUAUUUUUAUUUCGUUAAACUAAGUUGCAGCUCAGAAUAGGUGUUAGCUUACUUUUAUUAUAUUAGUAAACGAUAUAAUUAUGUUUAAACUUGGUAUAUUUUUAUUAAUACCGUAUUUUUACUUUAUCAAAUGCGAACCUAAUAUCCCUAUAGUAAUUACAACUUGGAACUUUCAAAACUCCACUGUUAAAGCAUGGGAGGUGUUGAAAACCGGUGGUAAAGCAUUAGACGCCGUGGAGCAGGGGGCGUCGGUGUGCGAGGCACAGCAAUGCGAUGGUACUGUGGGCUACGGGGGGAGUCCUGACGAAGAUGGUGAGACUACUCUGGAUGCUCUUAUCAUGGAUGGGAAGACAAUGAAUGUUGGUGCAGUAGGUGCUCUGCGUAGAGUCAAAAACGCUAUAUCAGUGGCGAGACAUGUCCUGGAGCACAGCUACCACUCUUUCCUCGUCGGGGAGUUGGCCACGCAAUUUGCAGAGCAGAUGGGCUUCCCUGUGGAGUCUCUCACUACUCCUAAAUCCAAGGAAAUGUGGAAAAAAUGGAGAAAUGAAGAUAAUUGUCAACCAAAUUUUUGGAUGCAUGUCACACCAGACCCACGUCAAAGCUGUGGGCCAUACUCAAAGAUAACAGGUAGACACCAGCAUUCAACUAGAGACCAGAAAGUGGACCAAUACAACCACGACACCAUCGGGAUGGUUGCAGUGGACAAGCAUGGGGAUGUUGCCGCUGGGACUUCUACUAACGGAGCCAAGUUUAAAAUGCCAGGAAGAAUUGGUGACUCUCCAAUCCCGGGCGCGGGCGCGUACGCGGACAACGCAGUGGGCGGCGCCGCGGCCACCGGCGACGGCGACGUCAUGUUGCGCUUCCUGCCCAGUUUCCUAGCCGUAGAAGAGAUGCGUCGCGGCGCGUCGCCGGCCGCCGCGGCCGCAGCGGCCGUGGCCCGCGUGGCGGCGCGCCUCCCGCGCUUCACGGGCGCCGUCGUGGCGCUGGCCCGGGACGGCGCGUACGGCGCCGCCUGCCACGGCAUGCACCAGUUCCCGUUCGUCGUGUUCGAUCAUUCGGCCGAGAAAUCUAGAACUGAACAUGUGUUGUGUUCCUAAAAAAAAUCACGCAUCUUACUUAAUUCAAAUUCCUAAAGGGCCAAUUACAUCCACAUGCAAACGGGCCCUAUGUUGGACCCGAGUAAGAGUAUUUUUCCGUUUCACCAAAUAUCAGCACUUACAAUAUUCGACAUGUAAAAAAUACUUUGUCUCUAAUUGCCAAAUUUUUUCAAUGUUUGAUAUUUUUGCAUAAAAACCAUUUUUUAAAAUUUCAAAUAUCGUAACGAUGUGCUGAUAUUCUAUGAAAUGGAAAACGAUUAUCAGGCCCGAAUUCGGUGCUUGAGCGCCAAUUACAACAUCGUUAACAAUAUUUGAAAUUUAUAAAAUACUUUGUUUCUAAUUGCCAAAAAUAUUCAAUGUUUGAUAUUUUUGCAUAUGAACCAUUUUUUACAUUUCAAAUAUUGUUAACGAUGUGCUAUAUUCCGUGAAACGGAAAAAUACUCUUGCUCGGGCUCGACGUCGGGCCUGACAUCAGGAAGUGUAAUUAGCUCUUAAGGAUCCUAGUUGGAACGACUGUAUUAAGUAAGGUGAGUAAGCGUUUUAGCCUUGUUCUGAAAUGAAGAUUUUAGCCCCCAAUAUCUGGGAUAUAUACAAAUUUAAUUGUACGUAGUUAUAAAAUAUAUGGUGCUUCUGUUAUAA